This is a messenger RNA of Guyanagaster necrorhizus, 1083 nucleotides long. RefSeq names its product Brix-domain-containing protein. The transcript has 5 exons. Gene Ontology annotation, biological process: ribosomal large subunit assembly; rRNA processing. Gene Ontology annotation, cellular component: nucleolus. Gene Ontology annotation, molecular function: rRNA binding. NCBI's taxonomy places the organism in Eukaryota, Fungi, Basidiomycota, Agaricomycetes, Agaricales, Physalacriaceae. Bases 6 to 917 code for a protein of 303 amino acids. The record is from RefSeq and is a predicted model, not a curated record.
UCUGCAUGGCCUCGAUCCUGAAAGCUCAGAAAGUGAAUGCUUCAAAACGGGAUGCUAAAGUAAAGGGUAAGAGGAAAGCUGACGAGAUGGAUGUCGACCAGGACAUCGAAUCUUCAGCGCCCAAACCCAAGAAGAAUAAGCAACGAGUUCUUCUUUUAUCGUCUCGGGGUGUUACUCAUCGAAUGAGGCACCUGAUGACUGAUAUUGAGGCCCUCCUUCCUCAUGUCAAGAAAGAUUCGAAAUUGGACUCCAAGUCGCAGCUUCAUCUCCUCCCUGAACUUGCGGAUCUCAAUAAUUGCAACAAUACCCUUUAUUUUGAGGCCCGCAGGCACGAAGACCUCUAUCUUUGGGCUACAAAGACACCGAACGGGCCUUCAAUAAAAAUGCACGUGCAAAACAUCCAUACGAUGGAUGAACUCAAGAUGACCGGCAAUUGUUUGAAAGGAAGCCGAGGGCUGCUUAGCUUUGAUAAAGCAUUUGACGAAACUGAGUGGGGAAAGUUGACAAAGGAGCUUUUUACGCAUAUAUUCGGCGUUCCCCCGACAGCCCGGAGAGCCAAGCCAUUCAUUGAUCACAUUCUUACGUUCUCCAUACUUGAUUCAAAGAUAUGGUUCCGGAAUUUCCAGAUAAUGGAGAAGGAUCCCUUACAACCAAAUGGGCCUCCCCAGACGACCCUCGUGGAGAUCGGCCCCCGAUUUGUUCUGACUCCCAUCCGAAUAUUCGAAGGUGCUUUUGGCGGGGCAACAGUAUACUCGAAUCCCGAAUUUAUCUCGCCUGCUGCUAUCAGAUCAAGCAUCAGACAAGAACAGAGCAAGAAAUACAAUAUCCGGAAGGACGCCGAGCAAGAAACGUCACGUCGCAAGGAACACCGGAAGAGAGAAGAGGAUGAACUCGCUGUGUCGAAAGUUUUUGCUUGAUAGACCCAUCUAGUGCACUGGCUAGAUCUGUCUUAAUCAUGACGGCAAAUAUAAAUGGAGCCAGGAUCGUGUACGAUAAUUGAAACUGCCGGGUCGUUGGCACGACGAGACUGCGCUGUCAUGUCAAUAAAUUCUACACGAAUUAUUACGCUCUAGUUACAUCCCG